Messenger RNA from Lentinula edodes (shiitake mushroom), 1954 nucleotides. Its product is annotated as MFS general substrate transporter. Bases 1 to 1734 code for a protein of 577 amino acids. The transcript is spliced from 14 exons. NCBI's taxonomy places the organism in Eukaryota, Fungi, Basidiomycota, Agaricomycetes, Agaricales, Omphalotaceae. The record is from RefSeq and is a predicted model, not a curated record. Gene Ontology annotation, biological process: transmembrane transport. Gene Ontology annotation, molecular function: transmembrane transporter activity.
AUGACUUCCCCCAAGGGAGAAACAUCAAAAAUCCAACUAACCGACCAAACCAAUCUUCUACCCUUCCGGCAAAUUAUUAUAGUCUACAUUGCUCUCUCUUCUUGCGUCGUCGUUACCGCCCUCGACUCCGUCAUCGUUGCAACCUCGCUUUCCACAAUCGCCAAUUCCUUCCGGGCGGGCUCCGUCAUCUCCUGGGUUCCUUCCGCCUAUCUCCUCACUUCAACCGCGUUCCAGCCGCUGUACGGUCGGUUUAGUGAUAUUUUUGGCCGCAAGAGCGCCAUGUGUCUCGCAAUGGGACUGUAUAUGCUCGGAAAUUUAAUCUCUGGUUUUACGAAAGGGAGUAUUGUACAGGUUAUUAUUUGUCGGGGCGUGGCAGGAGCUGGGGGAGGAGGCAUCGUGGGGAUGAUGCAGAUCAUCGUAUCGGAUAUCAUCACGUUAAGAGAAAGGGGAAAAUAUCAUGGUAUGAUUGGAGCUGUUGUCGCCUUGGGUUACACCAUCGGUCCAAUCGUUGGUGGUCUCUUGGCCCAAAAAGUUAGCUGGCGGUGGUGUUUCUGGGUGACUCUUCCCCUAUCUCUCGUAUCCUCGGCCGUUGUGGUCCUCGUGUUACCUGUUAAGCCUGUAGCAGGUGAUAUUCGAAAAAAACUCCUCCUAAUUGAUUAUGUUGGUUCCCUUCUCACACUCAUUGGUUGCGCGCUUAUCAUGCUUCCUCUUAUUUGGGGCGGUGUGACCUUCCCUUGGACUCAUCCUGUCACUCUCAGCCUUCUCUCCGCCGGCGCACUCGUAGUAUUGUUAUUUUGUUUGUACGAGUGGAAAUGCGCAAAACUUCCAAUUGUUCCGAUGUAUAUAUUCAAGCACAGCACAGUUUCCGGCGUGUAUAUUUGUAUGUUCGCCAAUGGAUUCGUAUUCUUCUCAUCUUUGUACUACAUACCUCAGUUCUUCCAAGCGGGCUUAGGGUAUUCGCCUAUUCGCGCCGGACUCUUCCUUAUUCCGCUUCUCGUCGGUCAGACCGCGUUCUCUUGGGUUGCUGGCAUGCUAGUCAGCCACACUGGUCGAUAUAGGACAAUCGUUUACACCGGUUUCGCCUUUAUUGCCAUCUCAUGCGGCUUCAUCUCGACCAUAACCCAUCACACUUCAAAAGCGACGAUGGUCGUUUUGAUGUUGUUAGUGGGAUGUGGAAGUGGAUUGACUCUCGCGACGACUACGGUAGCUGUUCAGGCUAGCGUGGAGAGGAAGGACAUGUCAGUCGUUACUGCCUUUAGAAAUUUCGUUCGUAGCCUCGGAGCUGCAUUCUCGCUUUCGGUCGCCUCUUCCGUAGUAAACAACUCCCUUCUGGCCUCUAUGAUUGAAAUUUCCCUAUCUCCCUCAACCAUCACCACAAUCCUCAAUGAUCCCUCCGUUCUCGCACGUGCCUCCUCGAUUGGUUUGCCUGAUGAACAGGCACUCCACGUUCUCGAGCACGGAUACGAAGCUGGGUUCAAGACAUUUUUCAUUAUUAACGCUUCGUUGGGAGUAAUGGCAACGAUUGUGAGCGCGACGAUGGUUAAGCAUAAGGAGUUGAGUCGGGAUGAUGACGAAAAGUUGAAGAAUGAGGCAAAAGCGGGGUUGAAGAAACAGGAAGAGAAUCAAGAUACGGAGGCAGGCGUGCAGAGCUCGGACUUGGUGGUGAAACGAGACACUGAGAUGGAGGUGUCGGAUGUUCGAAUGGUCAGCCGUGCUGAAAGCUCGAAGAUGUAAAAGUGUCACAAGUUUUGACUGACAAAAGGGCCUAAUAAUGAGAGGGUCUCCAAGUGGGGGACCAAAACGUUCAGAAGAGCUCAAUUUUCGAGGAUCUUGAUAGUAUCUAAGUAGCACCGGCGAGUGGCAGGACCCACUACUAGUUAAGAUAUGAACAGUAUAGUAAAAUGCUAAGCAGUAAGUAUGAUGGUAUAAUUACAGAAUACAUUCUGUAACUUUA